AUGAAUGAAAAUGAUGAAUAUUCACAUGUUCAACGACGUCUUUGUGCUGUUAUAGCUAAAUCUGAAUGGACAUCAUCGCGUAUGCGUAUGCAAAAAAGUGGUGAAGAACUACGUGAACGUCGUGCAAAAUCACAUCGAACAGCAAAUCAAUUUUUACAAGAACUUCUUGAAAAACGUACUGAUAGCGAUUUAAUCGAUGAUAAUGGUGCUGUUGAUCGAUAUCGUAAAUUUGUUCGAUAUAAAUCAUCAUCUAAUGAUGAUACAACUAGUACAUUAGAUGAAUUUCAUCGACGAUUACGUGAUUUAAACAAUAAUAAUAAUCAACAAAAUCAAAUAACAAAAUUAAAUAAUCAAAAUUUUAAUCCAAUCUUUCCUAAACAACAUCAAUCAUUUCAAAGUGAUUUACAAUCAUCAAUUCAAGAUCGAAACGAUGAAGAAGAUAUCGUACGACAAGUACAUAAUGAUGACAGACCUAAACAAUCCAGAACAAUACCAUCCGUAUCAACAAUUCCAACUACAUCAACUCCAAAUGAUACAACAAAUGAAUUAACUACUUCUACAUUCCAAGUUGAUGAAAGUCAAGAAUUAUCCGAUGUUCAAUCACCAAAUACAUCUUUUAUUGAUAGUCAAACAAAUCCUGUUGAAUCAUCAAUUCAUCAGCAUCAUUCAUCAUUAUUUGAAAAACUUGAAACAUUAAAUUCUUCAUCAGCAUCUUCAACUCAACUACUAACACAAACUUUAUAUGCACCUAAAGCACGUCGAGCAGAUGGUAGUGAAAUCAUACUCUCAUCAUCUUCAUCAUCAUCAAUAUCAAAAAGUCCAUUACCAGGUGUUUCAUCUAAUAUUUCAUUAUAUAAUCAUUCUUAUCUUCCACGUUCAUUAACAUCACGUACUAAACUAAAUACAAGUUCAACAUCAAAACGACAAUUACCAUCUCUUCCAACUAUUCAAUCAACUGAACCACAACAACUACAAGAGCAACAACAAGUUUCACAUGAACAAUUUAAUCCAGAUCAAUUAUAUGAUUUACUUGAUAAUUUAGAUAAUAAAUCUAAUCAAUAUUCUAUGAAUGAUUUUACAAAAAAACUUGAACAAUUAUCUUUAUCAACUGUUAUUCAUAAUUCAGAAGAUCAAUUAAAUAAUAAUAAUAAUUCUUCAAUAGAAAAUAUCUCAAUAAAUAAUGAUAAUGAAGAAAAUAUUCUUCCAAAUUUAUUUAAUCAUUCAUUAUUAUCUUCACAAGAAAAACAUUUUUAUACAACAUUAAAAUUCAAUAUGGAUACUAUAAAAGAUAUAUUUCUUUAUACAAUGACAUUAAGUACAGUGCAAUUAAGUGCAUCUAUAUUACUUCCAUAUUCAAUACUUAUGGGUCGACGACCUUUAAUAAAAUCUUCAAAUGAAACAUGUUUUAAACAAAUUCUUACUAAACAACAAAAAAAUACAUGUCAAGUAACAGCUAUUGAAUCAUCUUUAAACACAAAACAACUUCAGCAAAAUGAUAUUCUAUUACAAAUUAAUGAUCAAUCUGUAUGGGGUUUAUCGACAGAUAAAAUAAAUGAUAUUUUAAAACGAUCUAAUAAUUGUUCAUUGACGAUAGCUCGAUUAUGUCAACCAUUUAUUUAA
Adineta steineri is the source of this 1620-nucleotide messenger RNA. The record is from the annotation of a GenBank genome assembly. NCBI's taxonomy places the organism in Eukaryota, Metazoa, Rotifera, Eurotatoria, Adinetida, Adinetidae.